AUGCGCACAAUACUGCAGCGCUCUUUGCAUUAUUUUGGUUUUGGGGUAGAGGGUAUCACAUGUGGCUUGCUCCUGUCAGAUCGUCAAGUACUCGACAACCUGGAUACAGAAUUGGUUGUUUUGCCGCCGAUGAUUGGUCAAGACUUGCCGCGGAUGACAUACUGGCAUAUUCGAGGAAUCAGACUAUUAGGGAUAUCCAAAGAAGAGCUGCAAAUGGUGAUGGAUUGUGUACAUUUGGUGGUUGAGUUUUGCGGUGUGACUUUGGAUCGACUAACUACUGUAGAUGUCGUCGAAGCUGAUUUGUAA
Messenger RNA from Penicillium soppii, 306 nucleotides. RefSeq lists its product as uncharacterized. NCBI's taxonomy places the organism in Eukaryota, Fungi, Ascomycota, Eurotiomycetes, Eurotiales, Aspergillaceae. Bases 1 to 306 code for a protein of 101 amino acids. The record is from RefSeq and is a predicted model, not a curated record. The transcript has 2 exons.